Molecule: messenger RNA, 2577 nt
Organism: Emys orbicularis (European pond turtle)
Lineage: Eukaryota; Metazoa; Chordata; Testudines; Emydidae
Product: immunoglobulin superfamily member 1-like
Exons: 11
Coding region: 1-2577 (858 amino acids)
Biological process (GO): cell surface receptor signaling pathway
Cellular component (GO): plasma membrane
Molecular function (GO): transmembrane signaling receptor activity
Source: RefSeq, a predicted model, not a curated record
AUGGCGCUAACUCUCCUUCUGCCCGUGCUGGCCUGUCUCCAGAUCCCCCCCCGGCCAGCGUCCCCCGCAGAUGUAGCUUCCCUGAAGCCAUUGCUGACUGUGAGCCCAGACUAUUCCACCUACCGUGUUGGCGAUUCUGUUACCUUCACAUGCUUAACACCCAAAGGGCACCAGGCCAUGCAAUUCCAGUUUCUAAGGGAUGGAGCUGAAGUGGACUCUCCAGAGACCCAAAGUCAGCUUCCCUAUACCUACAAUCUGCCUAGUCUAAAUGUGCAUGACUCCGGGUCCUACCACUGUAGGUACUGGACACAUGGGCAGAAGAUCCUGUCCAAACUGAGUGAUCCUAUCACCCUAAAUGUCUACGAUGAAGCUUCCCUGAAGCCAUUGCUGACUGUAAGCCCAGACUAUUCCACCUACCGUGUUGGCGAUUCUGUUACCUUCACAUGCUUAACACCCAAAGGGCACCAGGCCAUGCAAUUCCAGUUUCUAAGGGAUGGAGCUGAAGUGGACUCUCCAGAGACCCAAAGUCAGCUUCCCGAUACCUACAAUCUGCCUAGUCUAAAUGUGCAUGACUCCGGGUCCUACCACUGUAGGUACUGGACAGAUGGGCAGAAGAUCCCGUCCAAACUGAGUGAUCCUAUCACCCUAAAUGUCUACGAUCGCCUGCCAGCCCCCACGCUCUCUCUGUACCCCAGGUACACAGUGUAUCUCCCAGGGGAGCGGGUUACCCUCACAUGCUCGGCUCCUGGGCGUGAGCUACCUUCGGGAUACAGAUUCUUCUAUCAAGGGCAGCAGGACCCCAGCGUAGUCCAACACCCGAAUGACAGCGCCCGGCUGGAGGUCACAGCUGAGAAGGGAAAUGCUGGGACAUACACCUGUGCGUACUCGAGAUGGGAAUCCAAUCGAGAGAUCUCAUCUGGGAACAGCAACUCCGUCUCCAUCACAGUGACAGAUCGCCCGUCGGCCCCCAGGCUCUCUCUGUACCCCAGGUACACAGUGUAUCUCCCAGGGGAGCGGGUUACCCUCACGUGCUCGGCUCCUGGGGAUGAGCUGGCUUCGGGAUACAGAUUCUUCUAUCAAGGGCAGCAGGAACCCAGCGUAGUCCAACCCCCAAAUGAAGACGCCCGGCUGGUGCUCACAGCUGAGAAGGGAAAUGCUGGGAUAUACACCUGUGCGUACUGGAGACAGGAAUCCAAUCGAGAGAUCUCAUCUAGGAACAGCAACUCCGUCUCCAUCCCAGUGACAGAUCGCCCGUCGGCCCCCACGCUCUCUGUGUACCCCAGGUACACAGUGUAUCUCCCAGGGAAGCGGGUUACCCUCACAUGCUCGGCUCCUGGGGAUGAGCUGGCUUCGGGAUACAGAUUCUUCUAUCAAGGGCAGCAGGACCCCAGCGUAGUCCAACACCCGAAUGACAGCACCUGGCUGGAGGUCACAGCUGAGAAGGGAAAUGCUGGGACAUACACCUGUGCGUAUUGGAGAUGGGAAUCGAAUCGAGAGAUCUCAUCUAGGAAUAGCAACUCAGUCUCCAUCACAGUGACAGAUCGCCCGCCGGCCCCCACGCUCUCUCGGGACCCCGAGUACACAGUGUAUCUCCCAGGGGAGCGGGUUACCCUCAUGUGUUCGGCUCCUGGGAGUGAGCUGGAUUGGAGAUACAGAUUCUUCUAUCAAGGGCAGCAGGACCCCAGCGUAGUCCAACACCCGAAUGAAGACGCCCGGCUGGUGCUCACAGCUGAGAAGGGAAAUGCUGGGAUAUACACCUGUGCGUACUGGAGACAGGAAUCCAAUCGAGAGAUCUCAUCUAGGAACAGCAACUCCGUCUCCAUCCCAGUGACAGACCCCUUCCCGGCUCCCCAGCUCACCCUGUCCCCACAGCAGCCUGUCUACGUAACUGGAGAAACUGUGACCCUGACGUGCUCAGCUGCUGGGAUGCUCACCAUGUCCGGGUUCCGGUUCUUCAGGGAUGGCCAGAAAAUCCAAUCCAAGGAACUCCCCUCACCCUGGUACAGUUACACUGAGUCGAUUCGGCUGUCGGGGGUGGUUAUGUUGGACGCUGGAGCGUACAGCUGUGAAUACUGGAGGAGGGUGUCUGGGCGAGAGAUCUCAUCAGUGAGGAGCCAGCCCAUCUCCAUAGCACUGACAGAUCCCCCUCCCCAGCCAGUGCUGAGGCUGGAUCCCCCUUCUGGAGCAGUGAGUGAAGGACUCACCCUGCUCAUCACCUGCGCGGUCUCCUGGGAUGCCAGAGAGAGGAGAUUUCACUUCUACAAGGACGGAGUCGAGCUCAUCCCUGGGGACAUGGGGUCUGAGAUCAACACCAUGGAGUCUGGCACUGACUCUAUGAAUGUCUCUGUGCUCAGCAUCCCACAGGCCAGUCCCAACAACACCGGGGAAUUCACCUGCGGCUACGAGGAGAAUGUGGGUGGGAGGUGGGUCCCAUCCCCCAGGAGCCAGGCCGUGACUGUCACCAGGAACAUCACAGUGUCAGCCCCCAGCUUCCUCUGGGUGCAGAAGCUGGUGGUGGGUGGCUCCUUCUUCCUCAUCAAUGGCCUCAUCUUCCUCAUCUCCCAUUGCUGCUUCUAG